AUGGAGGACGAAUUAUCAAGGAAGAAUGUAGCACGCGGUUACGCAAAGCGCACAAUCACGCGGCUUUAUCAGUAUUUAGAAGCAGAAGAGGCAAAUCUACUAAAGAACCACGUGGAGGAACUCAUGGUUCGGCGCGACCGACUGGAAAAAACUUUUAAUGAAUACGAAGACUUGUGCAAAGACAUUUUACAUUUGAAUCCCAAAGAUGAGGAGUGCGUGGACGUCGUCGAAGAAAAGUUUUACAAAAUGGUAACGAUGUUAAACAAGGCGAUUGCGCAACGUGGGUUUGCACCCGCGUCUUCAACCAAUUCAGUUGCUCAACCGAGUGUAGCGGCAAAAACUCACUUACCUCCCGUGGACAUCCAACAGUUUAACGGUAAAUUCACCGAGUAUAUACCAUUCAUAAGCCUUUUUAAAUCAAUGAUACAUAAUAAUUCAAGUCUAGACGUCAUACAAAAAUUAUACUACUUAAGAUCAUAUCUCAUAGGUGAACCUUUAGACUUAAUAAAAAAUUUACCAAUAACCCCUGAAAGCUAUAGUGAAGCACUCAAAUUAUUAGAAAAUAGGUAUGAAAAUAAGUAUAAAAUUGUGAAUGAACACAUAAGCCAUUUGUUAGAUUUAAAAUGUAUCACUAAGUCCACGGCUAGUAAUUUAAGAGACUUUGUGUCAUGUAUUAGACAACAAUUAGCUGCCAUAAGCAUUCAUGAGCCUAAUGUAAUACAUUGGAGUCCCAUACUUCUUUGCAUUUUCUCCCGUAAACUAGAUAGCUUUACAACGAGAGCCUACCAAAUGGAUAGAAGCUCUGAUAACAAGCCGAGCCUGGAAGAGUUUCUCCAGUACCUUGAGAAACGGGCCUUGGCUUUAGAAAAUGCUGAGCAAGGUCACACUGCGGGUAACUCACGGGUAGCAGCUCUCGCCACGCAGGGAUCAUCAUGCAGUUACUGUACACAUAAGGGCAAAUGUAGGUUUCACUUCCGAUGUUCAGACUGCAAGGGCUGUCACAACAGCUUAGUCUGCAAUUCUCCCGCCCUGGCACCUCCUGUUACUUUGACAGGCAACAUUGAUAAUAAUGUACUCCUGCCCACAGCAAGAGUAAAGGUGUUCAGCAAGAAUGGCCGAGAGUACCGCAUCAAGGCUUUACUAGAUAGCGGUUCACAGGUAUCGUUAGUGACCUCAAAGGUCAUAAAAAUAUUAGAGUAA
This is a messenger RNA of Bicyclus anynana (squinting bush brown), 1200 nucleotides long. RefSeq lists its product as uncharacterized. Gene Ontology annotation, biological process: proteolysis. The transcript has 3 exons. Bases 1 to 1200 code for a protein of 399 amino acids. Lineage: Eukaryota; Metazoa; Arthropoda; Insecta; Lepidoptera; Nymphalidae. The record is from RefSeq and is a predicted model, not a curated record. Gene Ontology annotation, molecular function: aspartic-type endopeptidase activity.